Molecule: messenger RNA, 501 nt
Organism: Prunus armeniaca (apricot)
Lineage: Eukaryota; Viridiplantae; Streptophyta; Magnoliopsida; Rosales; Rosaceae
Source: the annotation of a GenBank genome assembly
AUGCAGCAGCAAAAUUGCAAGAGCAAACCGCAGCCAGUUCUUCCGAAGCGGAUAAUCUUAAUGCGGCACGGCGAGUCUCAGGCCAAUAUAGACAUCGCCACUUACUCCACCACCCCCCACAACAAAAUCCCACUAACGGACGUGGGCCUGGCCCAGGCCCACCUCGCCGGCGCCCACCUCCUCCGCGUCAUCUCCGACAUCGACACCAACAGCCCCAACUGGCGCGUCUACUUCUACGUCUCUCCCUACGAGAGGACGCGCUCCACGCUUUGUCAGAUCGGACGGUCCUUCUCCCGGACACGUGUCAUCGGCGUCCGCGAGGAGUGCCGGCUACGGGAGCAGGACUUCGGCAACUUUCAAGCGCAGGAUCAGAUCAAGGCCAUUAAGGAGACCAAGGAGAAGUUUGGCCGCUUCUUCUUUCGGAGUCCGGAGGGAGAGUCCGCCGCUGAUGUCUACGAUCGUGUUUCAAAAAGUGGUGGAUGGCAUGGAAGUCCAAUUUAA